UAACUGUUGUGUGUCAACAGCAGCUCUACCAUCCUCCCACACCACAACAGUGUCGGCACUAAACACAAUGGGGCUGUAAUGUCAGCGAGAGGCGAUAUUGGAGCAUCUUCUCAAGAGUACUGAUUCUGUGUAUGGAUUUAAUGAUGAUGAAAAAAAAGAAAUUUAAGUUCAAGGUGGACUUCGAGCUGGACGAUCUCUCGUCGGUCCCCUUCGUCAACGGUGUCAUUUUUUGUAAAGUCAGGCUGCUGGACGGCGGGUUCUCCGAGGAGUCUUCUCGGGAGCCGGUGCAGGCUAACUGUGUUCGAUGGAGGAAACGGUUCUCUUUCCCCUGCAAGAUGAGUGCCAAUGCAGGGACAGGUGUACUGGACCCUUGCAUGUGCCGUGUGUCUGUCAGAAAGGAGCUGAAAGGUGGGAAGGCAUAUGCAAAGCUUGGUUUUGCAGAUCUGAAUUUAGCAGAGUUUGCCGGCUCAGGGAAUACAACCCGCAGAUGUCUGCUGGAAGGCUACGAUACCAAAAAUACUCGCCAGGAUAACUCCAUUCUCAAGGUCAUCAUCAGUACACAGCUCAUGUCAGGGGAUCCCUGUUUUAAAACGCCUCCCUCCACAGCCACAGUGAUCGGGAUCCAGGGUGAUGGAGAGAGCCUGCUGGAGGAGAGGAAGGGAGGGGACUCACAGAAAGGCUGUUCUGAGAGUCGAGAAGGGAAGUGUCCUGUUGUUUCUGAUGAGCUCGGGGGCUGCGGCCACUCCCGAACGUCCAGCUACGCCAGCCAACAGUCCAAACUUUCAGGAUACAGCACAGGUCACUCGCGCUCCUCCAGCAUGUCAGAGUUCAGCCACCGGAGAAACCAUUCAGUGGGCAGCGCCUCAACGGGCAUCGGCAGCCUCCCAGAGCCCAGCGAGGACCGAGACAGAGAGUCCAGACCCUGUCCUGCUCUGCCUGAACACCCGGUCCCCACCACCACCACUAACAACCCAGCGGGCACACCAGUACGGAGCGCCUCGUCCUGUGAACGACUCAACAGACACCCUGUGAAGCAGGACUCCAUGGAGUCUCAGCUAAAAAGAAUGGACGACACGCGGGUGGAUGCUGACGAUGUUGUAGAAAAGAUCCUCCAGAGUCAAGACUUUACACCCAGCCUACUGGACUCCAGUGCUGAAGAGGAAGGCUUGCGUCUGUUUGUUGGCCCUGGGGGAAGCACAGCCCUCGGAAGCCAUCACCUUCCCACCAGGGUUGGUGCUGGAGCGUACGAGCAGGUGGUCAUAAAGCGUUAGACCUGCAGCCUCUCAGAGGUGGACUGACACUGCUUCCAUAAAAACAAAAACUGGAGGCAAGGCUGUGUCAAUUUCACUCUGCAUUCCUACAGCACAACCGUUACCUGAUCAGCAGCACCGUCUCUGACCUGAUCAUUCUGUGACAUUACAACAGUGCCCUCCUGUGUCCAUAUCUCCUGUGUGACACUGUAGCUCCCUGAUCGAUUUUUAAGAGUGAGAGGUAAACCGUUAUUAUCUCAGUGUAAACAUACAGAUAUGAAUGAAGUGAAAUGAAACAUUGGCCAGUAUUUUCAAAACAUUAACAUGUAUAUAACUGAAACGGUGUACUCCUUAUUUUCUGGGUGUAGAUUAGCCUCAUCUUUUGAGGUCAACUUUAUCACCCAGCAUCGUAACCCAACCCAAUUUUAACUGUUAGAAACUGGAAGAAAACGAUUAAUCUUUCUCUCUAAUGGAGGACACCGGGACAGGCUAUGUGUGUGCAUCAUCAGAACAAACUGAAAUCUACACUGAAGAGGAGUAUGCCAUGCGCUUUCAAUACAUUCCUUUAGUCUCUCAGUGUUUGUUUUGGACUUCCUUUUCAAAUAGGAGGUUGUAUUUAAUAUUAGCCUAUAAGCUGCUAAAAAGUUGUAGUUGUUGGCACUCUGACAACCGUUGAGAGUAUUUUACUACAAAGACAAGGCAUCAGACUUGAGCUAUUUGAUGAGUGAACGUGGACUGUGUGAAUGUGUACGUGUCCGCUAUGUGACAAGACCACUUUUAUCAGUAGUAACCGUUAUCCUGUUAUCUUGGAUGAGUGAAGGGAUGUGACAUGAUCUCUUGUAAGGAAUGCUAUAUUGGUACUUGCAAAAAGAAAAUGGGAGAACAUGACAAUUUGCUUUCUAGUAAUCAUAACAGGUCCUUGUUCUCAUUUGUUCGCGGAGCAAUGUUUUAGAAAAUCCUGCACUAGUAAUCUGCCCUACAAAGGUAAAACACAGCAACAUAUAUGUUCAACACUUUUUGUUCAAAGAGUUUUUUAAUCCAACUUUCUGACUAUACUGAUAUUGGUAAUCCAGUUUCUUGAAUUCAUAUUUUAGCAGAUUUUAGUAAACUCCAUCUUUGCUUUUGACUCUAGUGACAUUCAUGUGCUUUGGUGUGAUUAAGAUACCUUCAGUCUGUGGUAUACAGCAAAACGGAUACAUUUAAUUAUCAUAAUUUAAAGACCUGAAUAAUGAGAAAAGUUUAUUUUCGUAAAUAAAAAUAGUUGAAAAGGACAGGAAAGCUGAAAAAACACACUCUGUUGGUACAUACUGUGUUUUCCCCCUAAGUUACUGCUGUCUGCCUUUGUAGGGCAGUUGAUACCGAAAAUAAAAAAAGGGGCUUCUGUGAUGGAUAUUACUGUAGAAGGGCAUAUAUCUAAUGCCAAGCAUUUCAGCUAUGUAUCUAUUGUAUACCUAUGCUUUGCAACUUAACUACAUAUUUCUGAGCUGGCCUGUUGACCAGGAAGCUUACAUCAGUGAACAAAUGGAAGAUCCUGUGACGUACUAACAAUUUUUAAUGUGUAACUGAAGCAUACUGUCAUUUGUUUCACUUAAGGAUUGUACAGAGGACUAGUUAAGUAAUCCACUGCCAUAAGGAAAAUACUCAACAGCACCUGUUUUUAAAAAGGCCUAGAGUACUAGUUUUGUGCGUGUAUCUAUACCUCCUAACAUCUUAACUGUAAGAUUUGAGAACAGUCUUAAAACCUAUAUAAUUAAUAAACAUUAUUAACAUAGUAUAAUUAACCAAUGCAAUCAUAGUCUCACAUUGUCAGACCUAGCUCCACAGCGCUGUGUUAGUGCUGGAGUAUGGUCAGGCUACACUGCUUAAUUUUCUGGAAUGGGGGGGGGGUUCUUAACACCAAUCACAAUCGGAGCAAGGGGAGGAACAAAGACUGACAUUGAUGUCAGACAUCUGGUAAACCAGAGUAAUGCAAUCAAUAUAUGAACCAUUAGUGCUACAGACAAAAAUCUAAUCUAACAACAAUAUAUAUCUGCUGAGGUUUGAGCUCCUGAUGUCGUCAUGAGCGUUCACUAUUUGCAUUUCCAGCCUAUAAGAUGAUUAAGUGCACAAUUUAUUCAUUUUAUUAGCAAAUUAGCCAAAGUACACAACACACUGUUAUUACCUGGAAGCCUGUUAGGCCUAUGCAUAAUGAGAAUACUAGACGCAUUAGAACUAGUGAAAACGGACUGUACAGUGUCUGUAAUGUUCUGUCUCCUAUCAUAAGCCAUAUUAGAGGUAGGAUAACUCCUCCAAGAUAAACUAUAUACAUGUUAAAUCAAUAUCUGCACAUGCAUUAUCAGUGUAUGGUGUUUUAACUAUACGUCAGUGUUCUGUUUUUAUGUAUGUCCUGCAUGAUUAAGAUGUCCUUUUAUUAGCUUGCAGAACUUAAACCAUGUUUUUUUUUUUCUAAUUUUAAUUGUGCCAUCUUUUAAUCUGAAUAUUACCACACUGAAGGAACAAUUUCACUUGCCUAUUGUGCAUGUAGGAAAACAUUUUGUUCUCAUUACUUCAUGUUAAAAACCGAUAUCUGUGCAGUGUAUGAUGUAACUGUAAAUCAGUGUUCUCAUUUUGUGUUUCUAUUUUUGGCAAAGUUUAAAUGUCCAAUGUUGAAAAAUCACAUCUAUGAAGAUAUCGUCUUUGUUUUUAAAUCUUUCAUUGCUGAUAUUGUGCCAUAUUUUUGCUAAAUAUUUUUAUUGUGAAGAAAAAAAGGGUUAUCACUACAUAGUUAAGACCGUGUUAAGUGCAUGAUUUAUGGCUACCAAAUAACUUGGGAGAUUUUUUUGUUUUACCUGUGUGACACAGGUAUAAUUUUCAUGGUACCUAUCAUGUUGUUACAAACAUGGUUUCUUCUUCUCUUCUGUGAAGCUGUUGUCUGUCUAAAACUGUAAAAUGUAUUCUCCUGUAAAGUGAUGUUCUGCGCUGUUCUGACACUGUCCACACUUGUCCUUUCGACCAACAUUUGCUUCCUUAACAAGUGUCCUGGAUGCUUCAAAUGUGUACCUUGCACUGUUAAAUAAACAGUUAAAAACCUUGA
Molecule: messenger RNA, 4323 nt
Organism: Perca fluviatilis (European perch)
Lineage: Eukaryota; Metazoa; Chordata; Actinopteri; Perciformes; Percidae
Gene: eeig2b
Product: family with sequence similarity 102 member Bb
Exons: 11
Coding region: 132-1271 (379 amino acids)
Source: RefSeq, a predicted model, not a curated record